GAAUCCCUGGCAAUGCUGGGCUGAGGGGAAUCAUUGGGCCACCAGGAUCUCCAGGGCAGGCAGGAUCUGUCGGAUUCCCUGGAGCUCGUGGAACAACAGGACCUAAAGGGUUUCAUGGAUUUCCAGGCUUAAAUGGUCUGAAUGGCUUGCCGGGAACAAAAGGGUCUCCUGGAACACCAGGUCUGAGUGAAGCUGGACUGAAAGGCCCUGCAGGUCUCCCAGGUCCAAAGGGUGAAGAAGGUUCUCCAGGCUUGAGUAGAGGAGCUCUAGGAUUCCCUGGACCAAAAGGCUCAUCAGGAGACAUGGGUCCCCCUGGUCCUGUGGGUCUGCCUGGCUUGCCAGGAACACCUGGAGCUUCUCUUCCUUCUGAUAUACGUGGGAGACCUGGGGAUGCUGGCCAUCCAGGAAUUGAUGGGAGUUCGGGUCCUCCAGGACCACAAGGGCCCCCUGGCCCAGCUUCUGACCAAGGUGACACAGGCAGUCCAGGUUUCCCUGGUGUUACUGGCUUGCAAGGUGUUAAGGGUGACGAGGGGCCCACUGGUCCAGUUGGACUCCCUGGAGCAUCUGGAUUCAAAGGUAUAAGAGGUGAGCCUGGCCUUAUGGGGAUGCCAGGUAAAGAUGGACCCCUGGGGGAUCCUGGUUAUCCUGGGCUGAAAGGUGAAAUGGGCCAUAGAGGUCUCCCUGGCCAACAAGGGGCUCCAGGUAUAACCCCACAGCCAGAAGAAGUCACAGCCCCUGCAGGCUUACCUGGUCUGCCAGGAAUUGAUGGUGUCCCUGGCUUUGAUGGAGAUCCUGGUUUCCAGGGCCCAGCUGGAAAACCAGGUACAAAAGGUCUGCCAGGAAGAUCUGGUUUGAAAGGACGUGAUGGUUUACCUGGAUCACCUGGCAUAGCUGGGGAUCCAGGACCUUCAGGUGCUCCAGGGCCACAGGGAUUUGAAGGUGUUGCUGGAAAGCCAGGCUUACUUGGUUUGCCAGGAAUGCCUGGUCGGAGCGUGGGUGUUGGAUAUACCUUAGUGAAGCACAGUCAGUCAGACCAAAUCCCACCUUGUCCCAUAGGAAUGAAUAAACUCUGGGAUGGCUACAGCUUAUUGUAUGUGGAGGGGCAGGAAAAGUCACACAACCAGGAUCUUGGUUUUGCUGGCUCAUGUUUGCCUCGCUUCAGCACUAUGCCUUUCAUUUACUGCAACAUCAAUGAAGUCUGCUACUAUGCCAGCCGAAAUGACAAGUCCUACUGGCUCUCCACCACUGCUCCUAUCCCCAUGAUGCCAGUGGACAGUGUCCAGAUCCCACAGUACAUCAGUCGCUGCUCAGUAUGUGAAGCACCUUCCCAGGCUGUGGCUGUGCACAGCCAGGACAUCACCAUCCCACAGUGUCCCCUUGGCUGGCGCAGCCUAUGGAUAGGAUACUCCUUCCUUAUGCAUACUGCAGCUGGUGCGGAAGGUGGAGGUCAGUCCCUCGUCUCACCUGGCUCUUGCCUGGAGGAUUUCCGUGCUACUCCAUUCAUUGAGUGCAGUGGUGCUCGGGGAACAUGCCAUUACUUUGCAAACAAAUACAGCUUCUGGCUGACAACAGUUGAACAGUUGCAGCAGUUUGUCAGCGCUCCGCCCUCAGAAACUCUGAAAGCAGGACAGCUUCGAACAAGGGUCAGCCGUUGCCAAGUGUGCAUGAAGAACUUGUAG
Apaloderma vittatum (bar-tailed trogon) is the source of this 1679-nucleotide messenger RNA. It is a transcript of the gene COL4A6, whose product is annotated as collagen, type IV, alpha 6. Gene Ontology annotation, molecular function: extracellular matrix structural constituent. The annotation marks the transcript as partial. Gene Ontology annotation, cellular component: collagen trimer; basement membrane. NCBI's taxonomy places the organism in Eukaryota, Metazoa, Chordata, Aves, Trogoniformes, Trogonidae. The transcript has 11 exons. The record is from RefSeq and is a predicted model, not a curated record.